Molecule: messenger RNA, 1471 nt
Organism: Seminavis robusta
Lineage: Eukaryota; Bacillariophyta; Bacillariophyceae; Naviculales; Naviculaceae
Source: the annotation of a GenBank genome assembly
AUCACAUUCUUUCUCGCCCAUGCAUCACUCUUUCUACUUUCUUCUGUAAUAAUAACACUCCUUGCUACCGCACUAUCCCACCAAACCAUCACAAAUUCUUGCCUUUUGGAUCUAGAGUAGACUAUAAUACCCUAAAAGGCAAGAUAAUCAAUCGAGAACCAUGGUCCGUGUGUGCUUGACCCUGUUGUUGGCGGCGCUGCUCCUCCAAGGAUCAGCGGCAUGGCAACCCAAUGCUCGUCAUUAUUUGUCCAACUCGGUGGUUCUCCGUCGUCCAGAUUCGUUGCUCGUCGUCUUGAAGAACUCCAACACUGCUGUGGAUGACGAACAACAAGACAGUUGGACGGAGGAAGGAUGGUCGGUGGCCGAUGAUUGGAAUGCGCUGUCCUCGGAAACUAAUGCCGGGGAGGAUGUCGCCAUUAACCAAGACAUUGUCCAAACUGCCGCUCAAAAGAUGCUACUCCAAGACGCCGAAGAACCCUCCCAAGAAGACAUGUGGCUCAAUGACGUUAUUGAAAAUAUUCUACAGACACCCCUCUCCUCGACACCCCUCUACGAUACGGGCUUUGCGGCAUCACAGAAAACCAUGGCAUCGCCCGAACAGCAGCAACGAGCCUUUGAAGAAAACAUGGCCAAAGAAAUUGCCAUGCUCGUACGAUGCAAUGAGAGUCCCGAAGACAUGCUGGUACAAGCGGGACGAGCCUUGCCCGAAUUGACCACACUGCAAAAGACAGACGUGGCACAGCUACUCACUUGGAACGACAAACAAGACAAUGCAUGGGAACCCACGCCCUUUUUACAAGAGGCAAUCGCCACCAUGUUCAAGAGGCAUGCCACGGCAAUCCGCAAUAAUAAUAAUGACACUACUACCACUACAACAACCAUGGAUGCCAAGGCAGUCAGUCGAUGGAUGACCCAAAGCAUGGGGUCCGAUUUGGACUCGUAUACUACCCGAGGGCGAUCCAGGUCGGCCAAAGAUCUAGUGGAAGACAUGGAUCAUUCGACACGAACAACGAAAAAGGUGGUCAAGAUUGGACCCCAUGACAGUCGGGUCCUCAAACUCCUCUCCCAAUACUCCAAGUACGGAACGGGAAGACUCAGACUCGAGAACCUACAGCAAGUCUACAUGGAUGCUUUGACGCGACUGCCCAACGGAAUGCCAGUCAUUAGUGAUGAAGAUCACAAUCCUUGGAGAUUCUGCAAUUGCGCAAUGCUGAUCAUAUCCGUCAAGUAUGGAGGGAUUUGAGCAAUCAUGGCAUAGCACCCAAUGUCCAGGAGUGGAAGAAGCAACGCGCUCAACUGGAAGCUCAACUUGGAAAGAGCCUUCUGGCAGCCAAAAACGAGCAGCAACAAGGACAAGACUUUGUCGAUGAAUGUGAAAUCUUGGAUCUGACCUACUACGAGCCACCUACCACCACGGACACUGAUGAACAUCACGAUGAAAAGAAUCACAAGUACAUUCGUCAGAGCAGUC